AUGGGACGACUACUCUGUCUGCCGCAAGGCAACAACGGCCGCCUGAUGAGCCUCUACCUGCUUCUCCAGGGAGGCAUAUUUGCCACCAUCGUCAGCGUCUACACUCCAUCGAUGACCAGUUCUGACUCUGCUAGGAACAGACUCUACGGGGACCUGCACAUGCUCCAGCCGACUGUGCCGAAGGCGGACAAGUUAAUCAUCCAUGGUGACUUCAAUGCCCGCGUCAGCACAGACCAUGUUGCCUUGAGAGGAGUGCUGGGUCCCAUGGUCUCAACGGCUACAACGAUAAUGGCCUGCUCCUUCUAUGCACCUGCACAGAACACCGACUCAUCCUGA
Molecule: messenger RNA, 336 nt
Organism: Spirometra erinaceieuropaei
Lineage: Eukaryota; Metazoa; Platyhelminthes; Cestoda; Diphyllobothriidea; Diphyllobothriidae
Source: the annotation of a GenBank genome assembly